This is a messenger RNA of Balaenoptera acutorostrata (minke whale), 747 nucleotides long. Its product is annotated as 60S ribosomal protein L23-like. Bases 249 to 710 code for a protein of 153 amino acids. Gene Ontology annotation, cellular component: cytosolic large ribosomal subunit; ribosome. Gene Ontology annotation, biological process: translation. The record is from RefSeq and is a predicted model, not a curated record. The transcript has 3 exons. NCBI's taxonomy places the organism in Eukaryota, Metazoa, Chordata, Mammalia, Artiodactyla, Balaenopteridae. Gene Ontology annotation, molecular function: structural constituent of ribosome; large ribosomal subunit rRNA binding.
AUCACAAACAAAGGAAUGCCAUCAGCUUGGAUUGGAUUUCACCAGAGUCAACCUACUCAUUUUCAAGAAGACCUCACAAAUUAUGUAGCUGGCCCUGCCAGUGGUGAUACGGCACUCUCCUUGUCAGGAACCCAGGUUCCUUCUAUCCUGUUACUCCAUGAUUUGUGGCCUCUGCUAUAUUGGUCCAAGAUGCAGCAUCUAUUUCACAGCACACAUGAUGGCAAAACAGAUGAAGGCAAAGAGAACAUAUGCCUUCUCUUUUGAAAUAUCAUCCGGUGUUCAAGAUGUCGAAGCAAGGACGUGGUGGGUCCUCUGGUGCGAAAUUCCGGAUUUCCUUGGGUCUUCCGGUUGGAGCCGUGAUCAACUGUGCUGACGACACAGGAGCCAAAAAUCUGUAUAUAAUCUCUGUGAAGGGGAUCAAUGGACGACUGAAUAGACUUCCUGCUGCUGGUGUGGGUGACAUGGUGAUGAUGGCCACAGUCAAGAAAGGCAAACCAGAGCUCAGAAAGAAGGUACAUCCAGUAGUGGUAAUUCGACAACGAAAGUCAUACCGGAGAAAAGGUGGUGUGUUUCUUUAUUUUGAAGAUAACGCAGGGGUCAUAGUAAACAGUAAAGGCGAGAUGAAAGGUUCUGCCAUCACAGGACCAGUUGCAAAGGAAUGUGCAGACUUGUGGCCCAGGAUUGCAUCCAAUGCUGGCAGCACUGCAUGAUUCUUCAGUGUAUUUUUAAAAGAAAAAAAUGAUAAAA